Molecule: messenger RNA, 1330 nt
Organism: Mixia osmundae IAM 14324
Lineage: Eukaryota; Fungi; Basidiomycota; Mixiomycetes; Mixiales; Mixiaceae
Exons: 8
Coding region: 60-1094 (344 amino acids)
Biological process (GO): mRNA 3'-end processing
Cellular component (GO): mRNA cleavage and polyadenylation specificity factor complex
Molecular function (GO): mRNA binding
Source: RefSeq, a predicted model, not a curated record
UGUCGCGAGCAAGAGGAAGAGCGCGAUUUUCUCGAGACAUAGCGGCACACCACUGGAAGAUGUACGGCGGAGGUAGGUCAGGUCAGGGAGGAGAUCUGCGCAAUGCAGCCCUGGCAGGAAAGACGAAUGUCAUCUUCAUUGGCAACUUGCCCUACGAUGCCACCGAGCAACAGCUUGCCGAGCACUUUAGCAGCGCAGGACCCGUCGUGGGCGCCCGGCUCGUCUUCGAUCACGAUACAGGUAAAGCCAAAGGGUUCGGCUUCGUGGAGUUCUACGACGCCAACGUCGCUACUUCUGCCGUACGCAACCUCAACGGCGAACAGUUCCUCGGUCGUGCGCUCAGAGUAGACCAUGCCGAGCCAAAGGAAGGCAGUGCUCCCCGUACGAAUCCGAUCAGACAGGCCAAUAAUGCUCCUCCGGCGAUGGCAAGGGCAAUGGCUGUAGGUGCACCCCCGGGCGUCAACCUCGCUCCCGGUGCCUCGGCGGUCGAUUCGAUCAGCGAGACGCUAGCGACCUUGCCGCCCAAUGAGCUGCUCGAUAUCAUGUCACAGAUGAAGUCACUCGUUACGACCUCGCCCGACCAAGCCAAAGCGCUCCUGGCCGGCAAUCCUCAACUGACCUAUGCGCUCUUCCAAGCCAUGCUCAUGAUGAACAUCGUGGAUCCCAUCGUGCUACAGAGAAUGCUAGCGCCCGCAGCAGGCCAAGCUCCACCUCAAUCAGUACAACAGCAGCCCCAGCUUCCUCCGCAGCAACCCAUGUUCAGCCAAGCCUUACCGCAACGGCCAUACGGACAAGCGCCCGUAACCGGUCUGCCGCCUAAUCCUGCCCAGUACGCCCAACCGCCACAACAACAGCGAGGACCGCCUAUGCCGCCUCAGCCGCAGUAUCAUAACCCGCCUCCGAUGCAGAGACCACCCAUGCAGCAACAACAACCGCCACAGCAAGCACCAGCACCACUGAUCGAUGAAAGACAGAGGAUGCUGCAGCAGGUCCUGUCGAUGCCUCAAGAACAAGUCGACGCUCUUCCAGAGGGACAGCGAGUGGCCAUCAUGCAGAUCCGCGAGAGUGCGAGGCUGGCAGCGCAAGGCAGAUGAACUGUGUACACUGUUGUGACAGUGUGAUACAACAACUAUUACAGAUCCGGUCAAUCUAUCGCUACACCUUUUGCUCGUAGCUCGUUCUUCGCUUGUGAUACUUCCUCGAGUAAUUCGGUGUAGGCCUCCUCGCAAUCGCCAAAAGUGAGCACGCCGUAGCCUAGUUCACCCAGGCAAUAUGAUCCUAGCGUGACCAAUGCCCACCACGGCAGCACAGGCACGAGCUCGUCUGAAGC